AUGUUUUCAUUACGCGCCACACGUCUCACCCCAUCACGACGUGCACCAAGCCUCAUCCGACACUUCUCAUCCAGCACCCCCCUAAAUGCAGAUUUCACACACGCUAUUAUAGGCGGCGGCGUAGUUGGUCUAGCAAUAGCCAGAAAACUGCAACAACGACCCAAUGUCUCCACCCUCCUCAUUGAAAAGCACGGCUCCGUAGGCACAGAAACCAGUUCGCGCAACAGCGAAGUCAUCCACGCUGGGCUCUACUACGGUCCCACGUCUCUAAAAACAAAGCUGUGUUUGCGCGGGAAAGAAAUGCUCUACGACCUCUGCAAAACACACAGCAUCCCAUAUCGCAACACCGGAAAAUGGAUCGUCGCACAAGACGCUGAACAAAUGUCUGCGUUGCAAAAAGUCCACGACUUCGCCAAAAGCAUUGGCGUCCCCAUCUACUUCCUCACCAAAGAAGAAGCAAAGCGCCGCGAACCAGAUGUCCGCGCCGAAGCUGGCGUGCUCGAGAGCCCAACAACCGGCAUCGUAGAUUCGCACAGCCUGAUGCAAUACCUACAAGGCGACUUUGAAGACAGCGGUGGUAUAUGCGCCUUCAAGUCACCCGUAGUGUCCAUCACACCACUAGAUUCUGGCAAAGGUGGCUGGCAGAUCACGACAAAAGACCCUACCACGGCAGAAGAAACCACAAUAACAUGCGAAACACUGAUAAAUUCCGCCGGCCUCUUCGCAGUCCCCAUCUCAAACAUGAUCCUCCCUGAGCAUCGCCAACGGAAACCGUACUACGCAAAGGGAAGUUACUUCUCCUACAGCGUCUCGCGUCCCAGACCAAAAACUCUCGUUUACCCGGCUCCUGUACCCGGUCAUGGCGGUUUGGGAACCCAUCUCACGCUGGAUAUGGGUGGCAGAAUACGGUUCGGGCCGGAUGUGGAGUGGACCGAUAGUCCGACGGAUUAUAUACCGAACACGAAGAGCAUCAAACAGGCCAUUGAUGACAUUCAAACCUACCUGCCGGGCGUAAAUAGAGAUGCUAUCCAGCCGGAUUACGUGGGAAUACGACCAAAGCUCGGCAAGUUGGCGGCGACCAGUGGGAAGGAUUUUCAGGACUUCUAUAUAAACAAAGAGGAAGGAUACGAAGGGUUUGUCAAUUUGUUGGCAAUUGAAAGUCCUGGGUUGACGAGUUCGCUGGCCAUUGCAGAGGAGGUCGAAGAGCUGCUGUAUCGGUAAGACCAAGAUGACAGCAGUGGCAAUAAUACCAAUCAAUUCUCGCCUCUCGAAAGAGAGUAAUUUCUAGACAUUAAGCAAAGGGGUGAUCUGGGUACUCCACCACAUAGCUCCCACAAAUAUAUACCGCGAGGUACUUUUUGAGAGCGUAAACCAGUCAUCAUCUAGAGUCACAUCAUGCACCCAAACCCCGCAUUUUCCAUCCGCCCGACCGGUCAUGUAGUGCUAAGUAUAUGUACAAACAAGGAAAGGUGCGGUUACACUCGAGGGUGCUCACUAAAACGCCGAUAAAAAUCCAAUGCGCAUUUGUUGCUGUUAAUGAUAGCGUAUGCUGUGUACCAUCGGUGCGAUCCUUUUGGAAUUGGAGACAAAAAUGAGAUUAAAGCGCUAAAUGACAGAACAACGAUUGCACCUAUUUGCUAGGCUUCUGCUUGCUAAGACGCUUUCGCUUCUUCGAGUCUGAUGAAUCGCUGCGCUCGUGUUGUGGUGCAGCAGUUUGGCCGAGUGGCGCGGGUGAUGCUUCGCGCAUAAGGCUGCUUUGUUGAGGAGCCUGGAGUUCAAUGUUUUCACCCGGUGCUGUGCGGAUAUAGCUCUGACGAGCAAGAGGGCUACGACCCUGGCGCAUGUCUGAACUGUUUGUCCUGUUGUACGACGGCUUUGGCGACUCAAGUCCGCUAGUCUUAGGCUCAGCGGAGAGAGGCGAUGUGCGAGACGGUUGAUGAACACCGUAGGGGUUAUCGUUGUUCAUACGCAUUUGUGCAGGUCCUUUCGAGCCCUUCACCUGGUAUACUGAGUCAUCGUCGAUAGAAUCAAUAGACUCGCUGUAGUUGCCCUUGCUAGCGCCAACGCCGACAUCGUAUUGUCCCUGUCGUGCCUCUUCGAAGAAGGCUCCACCAGCAGGCUUUUGCGUUUGCUGAGUCUUGUGGUAGAUGCGGGCGUCCUCGGGGUCCAUUGAAGCUCUCGACACGGCGGGGCAUGUAGAUGGAGUUGUUGGCAGAGGUGUCGUGAGAUGCGAAAGAGUCCAUGGAAGUACGCGGGUGCAGGGGAACGUUGGGGACGUUGGGGUUGCGGGGCAGAGUGUUGGGAAGAGUGAGACCAGAGUCGUUGGCUUGCUGGUACCAUCCGUUCGGCAGACGUUCUGCAGCGGCGAAGCGGCCUUCGAUGUUGUCUGAUGGCUGGAGGGGAAUGGCUCCUGGACGGUGCUUGUGCGCUUCGGCAGAAGCCUUGAAGGUCUC
Messenger RNA from Pyrenophora tritici-repentis Pt-1C-BFP, 2453 nucleotides. The record is from RefSeq and is a predicted model, not a curated record. Lineage: Eukaryota; Fungi; Ascomycota; Dothideomycetes; Pleosporales; Pleosporaceae.